ACCAAACCUCCUGUAAAUUUCUUUGUGGCUGGCUGGCCGGGAAGGCAGUGUUUCUGAAAGAUUUGCUUAAAAUGAUGGGUUCAUCUCGAUCAGCUCGGGCCGAAACCCGUAGCCGUGCCAAGGAUGAAAUAAAACGUGUUAUGCAAGCCAUUGAUAAGGUCCGGAAAUGGGAGAAAAAGUGGGUCACCAUCGGAGACACAUCAAUAAAGAUCUUCAAGUGGGUACCGGUUGUGGAAACCAAAGGCAAGGAGAAAGAAGAUGAACAGAAGAAAAACGAGCAGUCAGCCGAUGCCAACAAGGAAAACAACCCCGAGGGAUUGGGGUCAGGGUCAGAGGUCACUGACCUGGGAAAGCAAACCGGAGACACUGAUUCAAGCAAGCAGGGAACCCCGGGGCAAGGGGACAGCCAGCAGCUUGGGCAAGAACCCCUCAGGCACAGGGACGUCACUGCCCUGAUAGAGGAUGCCAGACUGACUCCAUCAUCAGCUCUGAGCCACGACGAUUCCACCAUGGACUCAACCAUGGACUCCACCUACAGCAGCGACAAUGACGACAGAAGCAGCACAACGGGCAUCAGCGAGAGUGGAGAGCAUCGAAACUUUGGUAACUUGAAAAAAGACGACACAACCAGUCAACCUCAUGAACAGGCCUCUUUGUUGGAAUCUAAGGACUCCAGUUCCAAGACCUCGAGCGCCAGUGCACCCUCAUCUGGAAAACCAGGUGACGACAGCGAACCGCCAGCUAAGCAGCCAAGACUUCACACAGAAGCCGCUUCUAGCUGAUAGCUCCCGACAUCAUGUCUACUCUACUCCCUCCCCCCGAAACUCUCACAAGCACCACCUCUACGGGAUGCAGUGUCAACUCUCUCUUUCUCUGUCUGGUGCUCGUCCCUGAUCCUGCCUGCUGAUUAGCACAAGAGGCCAUUUUGGUUUCCGUCAGAGCACAACUCCAGGGCCCGGAGCAGUGGUUUUCUGCUUUUUUGCAGUUCAGAGACAACAUGUCAUUGAAUGACAUUCGCACCAAAUUUGUGGAACAAUACAUAUUGCACAUAAUAUAUUGAACGGUUUGGUUAGCAUUGGAAGUUAUUUGUCCCCAAGGUGUUGGCUGACUUGGAAUGCCUAGUGACGUGAAGCAGAUCGAGUCGGAAUCGGCCAGCCCCAAUGAAACUGUGGUACACAGUGUAGUUUGGCGAGCAGAAUGAGCCAUCUCUGCAGUGGCACCGUGUGCCCUCAUACUUUGUUAACGUGUGCGCUUUUUUAGGGAGACUUAGUACAUCGCAUCCCAUCUCACUGCCAUAGGACAGCGCACAUGGAAACAAAGCAUGACAUCAUUAACAUUACAGGUCUGUUGGCUUUAUAAUUCAACCUUGUACAAGCUGUUCAGUGAAUUUCUGCUUGAUGGUCUUUGAGUGUAAUGUAUUUGAGCAGCCGUGCACUUCUGAAAGGCAUGAUGCCCUAGUCUGGUGUCUGAGCUCUAUAUAAGGAUGAUGUAAGGCAUCAUCUUGCCUAGCACAUGCUAGUAUGCAUUGUACUUCACCUAGUCUCAUAACAAAGUGCUCUUUUGUGUUCAUACCAAAGACAUAUUGGAAGUCCAGGCUGGCCUGACAUCUGAUUAGUCAGAAGGGUUGAGGAGAAAAUAUUUAGACAUUUAUUCCAAAUCAAUUUUUUUUUAAAUUAUGAACCCCUUUCAGGAACUAUUUUAAUUCAUUCAUUCGUACAAAGAUGAACAAACGAAAUGACUAUAGCAGAAUUAUGUGAAGUUACCAAAACAUCUGUCUGAAAAUUGCUGAAUUAUUUCCUCGCAAUAAUGUUGUUCAGGUUCAAAAUGUACAGUCCUCUGUCCUCAGUCCUCUAAGAGAUGGAUUGAGGACUUUUUAGGGGUACGUAUCCAAAAACAUCUUUCAACAAACUAUUGAGCAAAGUUCUUUUGUUCCUCUGCUCUUAAAGACCAAGCAUUGAUUGUACAGGUCACUUUAUUGUGCUUUUUUAACACCAUUGUCCUUUUGUACAUACAACUGUUUCAUGUUCAAAUAAUGGUGACUUCUACUGCAUUUUUAGUACCGUUUAUGGUGCCCGAGUUGUGUUAUGUGUUAGGUCUGGUAACUGUACAUAAUCUACUAUCACUUAUGUUACCACUUCACGUCGAAUUUCUUGUUCUCUUUUGGUGAGCAGUUUAAGAAACUUAGGCAGAAAGAUAUUUAUUGAUAUUUAGAAUAUGCUUUAUCUCUAUUAGCUAAGAAUGCUUACUUUUCUGGUUUGUUUGAGUACUUUUGAGCCAAUAGCAACCUUUGUACCACUCACAUUGGCGUCAUUUUCUACAUCCUCUGUAAGCUUGUGGUCAACUUCAGCCAGAAUUAGAUUUUUGGGUUUUAGUUACCUUGUGUAUAAAAAUAAAAUUUCUGUGUCGUA
Acanthaster planci (crown-of-thorns starfish) is the source of this 2408-nucleotide messenger RNA. RefSeq lists its product as uncharacterized. NCBI's taxonomy places the organism in Eukaryota, Metazoa, Echinodermata, Asteroidea, Valvatida, Acanthasteridae. The record is from RefSeq and is a predicted model, not a curated record.